Molecule: messenger RNA, 2406 nt
Organism: Penaeus indicus
Lineage: Eukaryota; Metazoa; Arthropoda; Malacostraca; Decapoda; Penaeidae
Product: kelch domain-containing protein 3-like
Exons: 9
Coding region: 155-1312 (385 amino acids)
Cellular component (GO): cytoplasm
Molecular function (GO): protein binding; chromatin binding
Source: RefSeq, a predicted model, not a curated record
CAGUCCAUUCCCAUUCCUAUUCCCACUCGCUGAGGCCUGGCAUUGGACGCCGAAUACCCUGUAAGGUCUUGGAUGGACAGGGAAAGGGAGAAGGGGAUAAAGGAGGAAGGAAUUGGUCGAAAAGAGAGAGGGAGUGGGAGAGAGAGAGAGCAUUAUGCUGUGGACUGUGGAGCUAGAAGGAGGCCCGCAGCGUGUGAAUCAUGCUGCGGUCGCUGUGGGAGAUAGAAUAUAUUCCUUUGGGGGCUACUGCACGGGGGAAAACUAUCGCACAAUUAGAAAUAUGGAUGUCCAUGUAUUGAACACAGUGACAUACAGAUGGAGAGCCAUAGACAUAAAUCAAGAGCGAGAGUUUGUGCCGUUCCAAAGAUAUGGUCAUACAGCUGUUGCCUUUGGCCAUCUUGUAUAUGUAUGGGGUGGCAGAAAUGAUGUUUCUGCAUGUAACAUUCUUUAUUGUUUUGAUACAAACACUCAUGAAUGGUCUGUUCCUAAAGUCCACGGGCAUGUCCCAGAGGCCAGGGAUGGCCACUCUGCCUGUAUUAUAAACGAUCAUAUGUACAUCUUCUCUGGUUACUUAGAAUACGUAGAAUCAUACACUCAGGACGUUCACACUUUGAAUUUAAGAACAAUGACCUGGUCCUACAUCAAGGCCACAGGUCCAGCCCCAGUAUACAGAGACUUCCACACCGCGACUGGUGUUGAUGGCAUCAUGUAUGUGUGGGGCGGCAGAGAGGUAGCUAGCGGAUGGUACGACUCGCCCGAACACGAAGAAUACGGAGCUGAUCUGUAUGCCCUGGACACUGUCACAAACCGCUGGAGCAUUAUACCUUGUUCUGGCAUGAUACCCAUAGGCAGAAGAUCUCAUUCAGCAUUUGUUUAUAAAGGGCAAAUAUACGUCUUCGGUGGCUUUAAUAGUAGAAAGUGUUUGCAUUUCAAUGACCUGCACAGAUUUGACCCAGUUUUACAUGUAUGGGAAGGGGUGAAACCACUGGGACAAGGCCCAUGCCCCCGGAGGAGACAAUCCUGCUGCGUUGUAGGAUCCAAAAUGUUUCUCUUUGGAGGCACAAGUCCAAAAGAGAAUUACGAUGAGAUACCUGAGGAGGAUCCAAAUGGAGAGGAACAGACUGACCGACGUCUUAAGGACCAUAAUGAUCUUCAUGUGCUUGACUUUGAACCAAGCCUGAAAACCUUAUGCCUGCUGGAAGUGCAGAAGCUGAAGCUGGAAAUAACCUGGUUGCCUCAGGAGUUGAAAACGCUCCUCAAGUUUAUGCAGACGCCCAAUAACAUCACUCGACCUCUGAAUCACACCGGUUGAGCCUCGGAUGAAAAUAUACCACCAGGCAGAAGUUCUUGCGUUUGUACACAAACUCUCUUUGCCCCUGCUUUAGUAUCGAGACCAUACAAAAUUGAAACUAAGCAAAGAUGCUGUACUUUUGUUGCGUGACUACACCUCUGUGGCUUUUAUAUCUGUAUAAUUUGGUAAACUUUGGACGGGCGAGAGGCCCUCCAGCAACCAUAGUCGCAACUUCAAGCACCAGUCUGAGCUUUUCUUGCAAACAAAUGCUUGCUACUUUUCAUACUGCACCAUUUGUAAAUACAGUAUUCUCCUGUAUUUCAGAAAGUCAAGUUAUGGUUGAGGCUUGUAUCUACUGAUUGUUUUGAAAUAUAAAUUAUAUAGCUAUUUUGUACCUGUUGAGAUGCUAGUUAAAGAUUGUAGUUGUUGACAAUAUAAAGUAUAUUGCUGAUUUGUGAGAUUUCAUGAAUUCUGAAUUAGAAAGAUAAAAAAGAAAAUUGGAAAAGCAUGGAGAUAUUGUUGCAUUUACAUUCAGGUAAUGCAUACAUUUUCUCUUUGUUUUCCAUUAUUAUCAUUAUUUUUGUCUCUCUUGGUACAUUAAAGAACAUGAGAUUCCAUAAACCAUGACCUGUCACCUAUGGAUGAUAAAUGUUUUUCAGUGUGAGAAGAUCCUACAGAUAGUCAGGAUCCACUAAAGAUAUUUAUGAUAAAAUAUGUAGAAGUGGCUUUUUUUCUGUACAAAAAAGGUAAAUAGAACCAACGUUUGUGAUAUAGAAUAAUGUGAAAUAUCAAAUUGGAAUUGAUAGUGAUGAGUAUUCUUUGGUUUCUCUCUGUAUUCCAAUUAGUGAGUUUGUAUCAGCAAAUGCAGUUGUAUUGUUACUGGAAAAAACACAAUACCUUCAAGAAUAUGCAUAUCUGAAGACAUCUUUGGUGGUGUCCCUUCUCAUUCAUGCUUGAGUUCCAGGUUUUCUCCUCAUCUCUUCAGUUGUAAUUGGCUGGUGAUAAGUGAUAUUGCCAGGCUGUUUUUUUGCCCGUCUCUGGAUUUUCGUACUAUAAUGUAUUCAAGUAUGAUGUAUUUAUAUUUUGUCUUUAUAAAUAAAAGUAUAACAGCAACA